Stylophora pistillata is the source of this 798-nucleotide messenger RNA. RefSeq lists its product as uncharacterized. The record is from RefSeq and is a predicted model, not a curated record. Lineage: Eukaryota; Metazoa; Cnidaria; Anthozoa; Scleractinia; Pocilloporidae.
GGUGCUUCCAUCUGCAGUUAAGAAGGUUCAUUACUCUAAGAUAAGUGACAUUGUGUUUAGCAAUAUGGAGGAGUGAAUAAGAAAGUACGAACUGAAUCGAAAGUUCCCAUCUCAUCUCACGAUAAAAUACUAGAUUCUUUAUCAAAUGUAAAAGCAUUCUGUGACUCAAAGCCAGCAGUCGUAGCACUUAUGAAAGAAUUUUCUGACGCUUAUGUUCCAUCUUCGAUAAAGGAAGACCUGCCACCUGUUCUUUCCACAUAUUUUUACAAAGAAUUAACUACUGCAGAAUGUGAUACAGUAAUGUCUGAGUGCGAACAGAAACUGUUUAUUUAUGACAUUAACGCCAAAGAACAAAUAGCCGUUGAAGAGCGAACUCGGAAGCAAGCAAACUCCAGAUUAUGGUUUAGAAUGAGAACUGGCAGAGUCACUGCAAGUAAAUCCAAAUCUGCAUGUGUCACUAAUCCUCUGGAACCAUCACAUAGCCUGAUAAUGAGCAUAUGUCACCCCGAGCUUGUGAAGUUUACCAGUGAGGCUACCAAGUGGGGCUGCAAUCAUGAGGCAGAAGCAAAAGAAGCCUACUUUCAAGUCCAAGACAACAGACACCAAGGGCUUAAGAUGAGGAAUCUGGCUUCUUCAUUAGCACUGAGUAUGGAUUCCUGGGAGUAUCACCAGAUGGACUGGUUUCAUGCAAAUGUUGUGGCAAUGGUGUCAUUGAAAUUAAGGUUGUCCUCCAGAUGGAAAUUGUCACGUGAUCCUAAAUCACUAGUGACGUCAUGUGCAAGGGGUCUAUACAGAUAA